AUGGCAGGUCUCAGAAAACUUCUUUACUUCUACUGCCUUCUGCAUUCAUUGUCUGAUCUUGGUGCAGUUUCUGCUGCCCCUGCUCCUCUGGUUGGCCCCCAGCCCGAACCCGCAUACGUCGCCGAGCCGGACCAAAGGGGAACCCUUACGCUAUUCUGGAACUGCUUCUCCACAUUCAUCCUAUGCGUGUGGACUGCCGUCCAUCCGGAUGUUCUCCCUGUCAAGGGCUACUGGUCCGCCAAUGUUUAUAAGUUCUUCAUGAUGACCUGGGCGAUCGUGAUCCCGGAACUAGUCGUGUGCAUGGCAGUGGAGCAGCUUCUGCGAGCCAUAAAGAUUCGGAACCUCUGGGAGCAAUCAUUUGAGGGUGAUAGUGAGAAGAAGUAUUGGCUGGGACUGACUGGUGCAUUCUUUGUGGUGAUGGGAGGUUACGUCGUGGAGACGGAGAGCUACAACCAUCGUGCCAACACGGCCCAGCGCGAACUGCCCUCGGGAAAGAGUUCGCGUCAUCUCCAGCGGCCCAAUACCAUAACUGAAUCGUUUGACUCUCCCUCACCUUUGGUGACAACCAUCGGACCCCAGGGUUUCGAAAGCCUGUUGCAGGGUGGGAAGAUUCGAAGACUGAUUCAGGAUGGGACGCUACAAAAACACCAUUUUGACCAAAGCGUGAUCGAGGAUAAAGGCAACGCCAAUACUAUCAGUAAGCUCCUUGUCGCGGUGCAGAUCUCGUGGAUGGUCAUUCAGGCAGUAGGUCGAAAACUCUCCGGACUCCCGGUCACCCUCCUUGAGGCCCAUGUGCUCAUCCAGAUCCUCUAUUCCAUCGUUGCAUACUGCUGCUGGUGGGCUAAGCCAUUGGAUAUCAACCGCCCCAUCCCACUGCCGCUCGACAGCGCUGACCUGAUGGGACAUGAUCUCACCCAGCCGACAACCAACCAUGCGCGUGACCUCCCGUUUUUCACAGAAUACUACGAACAUGGUGGAUGGGUCUACAUGUUCUUUCGCGCGGCAUACAGUGUCUUAAAAUAUCUUCGACGGCGGAUUGAGCUCUGGGCCUCCAUCCUAGCCAUUACUAACGGUGGCCUUCACCUCUGCGUGUGGAACAACUACUUUCCUACCCCAGCGGAGCGCAUCAUCUGGCGCAUGUCUGGGAUUGGGCUGGGGAUAUUCCCCACGAUUGUCUAUUUCGUCAUGUCCUGGAAUGAAGAGUUCGACAGUUUCUUCAUCAAAAUGUGGUACCGCAUGAGAUUUGAAAAACGAUCCCGGGUCGGGAUGAUGUUGCGAAGCUGGUCGAUGCUGUGGGAACUGUAUCAUGAGAGCGUGUAUGACCACUCCUCCAACAGGAGGGUUCCCAUCUGGCUUCGGUAUUUCCUGCUGGGCGUCAGCAUUAUCGCGAUGAUCUUGUAUGUGGCCUGCAUUUUCUUCCUGACGAUUGAGGCGUUUAUCAGCAUGAGGAGCUUACCAUCGGGCGCUUAUCGACAGCCGCGUUGGACGGGUAUAUUUCCUCAUGUUUGA
Molecule: messenger RNA, 1509 nt
Organism: Aspergillus bombycis
Lineage: Eukaryota; Fungi; Ascomycota; Eurotiomycetes; Eurotiales; Aspergillaceae
Exons: 1
Coding region: 1-1509 (502 amino acids)
Source: RefSeq, a predicted model, not a curated record